This is a messenger RNA of Trichoderma atroviride IMI 206040, 1152 nucleotides long. RefSeq lists its product as uncharacterized. The record is from RefSeq and is a predicted model, not a curated record. Lineage: Eukaryota; Fungi; Ascomycota; Sordariomycetes; Hypocreales; Hypocreaceae.
AUGAAAUUCAGCCUUCAAGGGGCCUUUAUUCUAUCAUGUUUUUGGCUUUUUCUCUGUGGAACUUUCGCCUUUGACAUAAUUCAUUAUUUUUUCCACAAGUUUUCCAAAUCGAGGUAUCGCUUGUUACGACUAAUUGGAAAAUUGCACGAGGUACACCACUUCUACUUCAACAGGCGUCUCCAAUUCAAUAAUUACUACCUCUGGCAUAACAUAUUUUUUGAACUUCCACUGGAACUAGCGUGUCAGGCCUUUGGAUCAUGGCUAGGGUGGCUAGUUUUAAAGCACAUUGCCAUACUUGGUUCUAGUGCCGUCUCUGAGCGUUCACUUCAUGGUGUUCUCGCUAUAGAGGUGGUCAAGGUGGUUGUCGUGGCUAUGCUCAGUGGGCGAGAUUCCAACCACAAAACCUACAAAACGGUACCGAAAAAUCCGUACAGGUUUAUUGUUGGUCCAGAAUACCACGCCCUCCAUCAUGUGGAUCCAGCAGCAUAUAUGAGCUCAACGUUUUAUCUCUUUGACUGGCUUUUUGGUACGGCAUACACACUGAAAUCUCGAAGGGUCACAUUGACUGGUGCAUCUGGGGCGUUUGGAAAAGCUUUAAUGAAAGAGCUACAGACUGAAUCGGUAGCUUGCAUUCAGCAACUCAAAUUUGGAGUAGAUUGGACCUACACUGAUUUCGAUGCGGCGAUACCGAUCCUCGAAAACACGGAUGUUUUGAUCCUAGCUCAUGGAUCAAAAGGGCAAGAUGCUCUCAAGGCCAACUGCGAAUCCGCGGUUCAAUUUAUAUCAUUGUUCAAAAAUCAUCGAAAAAGCGACCCAAGCCAGAUAGAUCUUCUGCCCGAAAUUUGGGAUGUCGGCAGUGAGACUGAGCUGCAUCCUUCCUUUGGCAUUCAAAAUCUCCAAGCAUACUCUACUUCUAAGCGCGCCUUUCUUCCCUAUACACGCAAAUUUUACGACGAUGACUCAAUUAUCUAUCGUCAUAUUGUGCCAGCAGCCUUUCAAUCUACUGUGGAUUCCGCAAAGCUCCCAGCGGAAUGGGUAGCUCGAACAGCAAUGUGGUGGAUUCGCAGGGGUGCAAGAUUUAUUCCCGUAACAUACACGGGACUUGCCUAUCUGUAUUAUGUCAAAUUCAUGUCUUUAAUUAAAAAGCUGUGA